Emericellopsis cladophorae is the source of this 1050-nucleotide messenger RNA. RefSeq lists its product as uncharacterized. The transcript has a single exon. Bases 1 to 1050 code for a protein of 349 amino acids. Lineage: Eukaryota; Fungi; Ascomycota; Sordariomycetes; Hypocreales; Bionectriaceae. The record is from RefSeq and is a predicted model, not a curated record.
AUGUCAGAGGAACAGAAGUACCAAGGCGCCCUCUACAAGGAAAAGAACAAGAAGGCGAAGACAAACAACAGCUCCAAGAGCGCCAUGGCUCAACACGCCUACGUGGAAGACGCCGACGAAUGGAAGGAGUUCCCUGGACAGACCAACGACGGGUGGUCGCCUGCUGCUUUCCCACCAGAGGCCCCGACACCACCAUCUGCUGUCCCUGAAGUGGAUGUGCCCAAUGUCUUCGACUUCCUCGUCGCCACCGGGCAGACACCGAAUGCCUCCAAUACCGAUCUGGUCCACGUCAAGGAAGGAGAUGAGAGUCAGUCUCUAGUGCGCUAUGAACGCAACGAAGACGACUCCCUGGAUGCCGCUCAGUUCCUGAACAAGGAGCCUCUUGUCGAAUACGGCGUCGGCCCCUAUGAUACCCCGGCUGCCUCCAAGGCCGAACGGCGCAGAAAAGAAGGCGACCCCAAGACGGACAAGAAGAGGAAGCGGCUGCACGUAGAUGUGCCAGGCGACCAAGUCAUGACAGACGCGCCUCCGGUCCUGUCCUCAGGCUUGACCGGUGGGCUCAAGGGGCUCAUGCGCCAACAGUUCCCGCCAUCCCCCGACUACUCUGGCGGUGAUGCUGUCCCACUCAGCCCACUCAAGAAGAGCAAGCACUCGAAACACUCGAAGCACGGUCAAAGCAACAGCAUAUUCGGGAUAAUGGCAGGCAACACCAAGACGAAGACAAAGAAGCGCAAGACGUCCAAGAAGCACUCGUCACGUGACAAGAACGACAAGCUGAUUGAGUAUCGCCCUGGCUCCAAAGAUAGCAAGGACGGCCAGGAUGGCCAGAUGAUCCUCUUCAAGCCCCAAGCCGAGGUGCUCUUCAAAUAUGUCAACAAAGGUCCCGAGAGCGAUCGCGGCUGUAGCAUGAACAAGGUGCUCAAGCGAUUCCAUCGCGACCGUCAGGCCGCCGGUGUCGACAUGUCGAAACAUGCUGCGGAGAAGGAGCUUUGGCGAUCUCUCCGAAUGCGCCAAAACGAUCGCGGCGAGAUUGUUCUCUUCUCAGUUUGA